Penicillium alfredii is the source of this 930-nucleotide messenger RNA. RefSeq names its product MAC/Perforin domain-containing protein. The record is from RefSeq and is a predicted model, not a curated record. Bases 1 to 930 code for a protein of 309 amino acids. The transcript has a single exon. NCBI's taxonomy places the organism in Eukaryota, Fungi, Ascomycota, Eurotiomycetes, Eurotiales, Aspergillaceae.
AUGGACUUAAAGAAAAGCACCGUGGUCAAGCUAUCGACCGAAACGUACCCGGUACAAUUCGGCGACGGAAAGAUAUACAAGCUGCCUAAAAACACCAAAUCAAGCCAAGGGCAUCGCGUGACGCACACCAAUUCGCUAAAGGUCGCAAGAGGUGCGGAGUUGGCCUAUGAGCUUGGCACCGAAGCCUCAAUCAGUGGCAGCUACGCCGGUUUUUCUGCGAGUGCAUCUGCCCAGUACAGUUACAGCGGAAGCAUGAGCGUAAAUAAAAUCUAUGCUAUUCUCAGUGUGAACCACACAUCAUUCACCCUGGACCUCGAGGGGCACGAGGGCACCGACAAGAUGGUCAGCGCUGAGUUUGUAGCUGCCGCAAAGAGGCUUCCCGAGUGGCAGGUGAAAAAAGAAAUUUACAAUGAAUAUGUGCAGUUCUUCCGCAACUGGGGAACUCAUGUCAUUGACUCAUGCACGUUCGGGGCUCGAUACCAGCUGAAGGUGGAGAAUAGCUCGGUCGAGUCUAAGUCGAAGGAGAGCUUCCAGGCUCAGGUCAGCGCUGAAUAUAAUGGGAUUGGCUCGGUCAAGGGUGAUGCGAGCCUGAAAAAAUCUGACGAAUACGCGAAUUAUCUCAAGACGCGUGUGGCCCAGGCUACGGUGACUGGCGGGAGCUCGGGCUCGGGCAUCAUCCUCAGCGACCCACCGUCGGACCCUGAAGAGUACCGAAAGGCGUUCGACGCAUGGGCAAACAGUCUCGAUAAAGCCUUUUCGACCAACCUGGUCAACGCCCGGAUCAACAGCAUCGGCCAUCUGCUGGCAAAUAGCUCCAUUGAGGAGCACCGAGCGGUUUCCAGCAAGCUGGUGAAGGCCCUUGAUUAUCUGGCCAGCAUGCGCGUCGUCUCGGGCUUGGUGAAGGUGCUGGGGGAAAGCCUAGAGACCUAA